Racocetra fulgida is the source of this 448-nucleotide messenger RNA. NCBI's taxonomy places the organism in Eukaryota, Fungi, Glomeromycota, Glomeromycetes, Diversisporales, Gigasporaceae. The record is from the annotation of a GenBank genome assembly.
CUGCUUAAUUCAAUACAUUUUACUUGUUCCUUCUUAUGUUAAUAUUCUUAUGAUUUAUGCUUUUUGUAAUACUCAUGAUGUUUCAUGGGGUACAAAAGGAGAUAAUAUUAAUACUGGAAAUCUGAAUGGUACGCUGGUAACUGAGGAAGAUGAUAAAACAACCAUUAAGAUUAAUGUCAUUGAGGAAGAAGAUAUAAAUGCUGCAUACAAUAACAUUAUCGAAGAGUUAAAAAAUAAAGGUCACGAAAAGAAGCAACAUCGCAAUGCCUUUACAAAGAAAGAUAAUUAUUAUAGAUUGUUUAAAACAAAUUUGGUUCUUUCAUGGAUAUUUACAAAUGGAUUAAUAAUCAUUUUAUUCACAUCAAAUACUUUUUCAAAAUAUUUUUCAAAUCAAGAUUAUAGUGGUGCCUAUAACUCUUAUUUGGCUUUUGGUAAGAUAUUUAUUUAA